Messenger RNA from Eremothecium cymbalariae DBVPG#7215, 1503 nucleotides. RefSeq names its product ATP-dependent RNA helicase HAS1 (gene HAS1). The coding region runs from base 1 to 1503 and encodes 500 amino acids. Lineage: Eukaryota; Fungi; Ascomycota; Saccharomycetes; Saccharomycetales; Saccharomycetaceae. Gene Ontology annotation, cellular component: nucleolus. Gene Ontology annotation, biological process: maturation of LSU-rRNA from tricistronic rRNA transcript (SSU-rRNA, 5.8S rRNA, LSU-rRNA). The transcript has a single exon. Gene Ontology annotation, molecular function: RNA helicase activity; ATP binding; nucleic acid binding. The record is from RefSeq and is a predicted model, not a curated record.
AUGGCUACUCCGGACUCCAGGGUUGAGGUUGAAGUUGAUUCUAAAAAGCGUCCAAGUUCUGAUGAUGAAAUUGCGGACAAUAUGGGCUCAGAAACCAAGGCGGUUGAAAAGUUUGAUGAACUUGGUCUAUCCAAACAGACUUUGAAGGCUAUUGAGAAGAUGGGAUUUACGACUAUGACACAAGUCCAAGCCAAGACUAUUCCACCAUUAAUGGCAGGUAGGGACGUGCUUGGUGCGGCAAAAACAGGAUCGGGUAAGACGCUAGCGUUCCUAAUUCCUGCUAUUGAAAUGUUGCACUCUUUGAAAUUCAAGCCAAGGAAUGGGACUGGUGUCAUUGUGAUUACACCAACGAGGGAACUGGCUCUACAAAUAUUUGGCGUAGCACGAGAGCUAAUGGAAUUUCACUCCCAAACAUUUGGUAUCGUAAUUGGUGGUGCCAACCGUAGACAGGAAGCUGAAAAGCUUUCGAAGGGUGUGAACUUGAUUAUUGCUACACCAGGACGUCUUUUAGACCAUCUUCAGAACACCAAAGGAUUUAUAUUCAAGAACUUGAAAGCACUAAUUAUCGAUGAAGCGGACCGUAUUCUAGAGAUUGGUUUUGAGGAUGAAAUGAAACAAAUUAUUAAGAUUCUUCCAAACGAGGAUAGGCAAUCCAUGUUAUUCUCUGCCACACAAACGACCAAAGUUGAAGACUUGGCUCGUAUUUCUCUGAGACCAGGACCUUUGUUUAUUAAUGUGGAUUCGGAGAAAGAAACAUCCACAGUAGAUGGAUUAGAGCAGGGCUAUGUGGUAUGUGAGAGUGAUAAACGUUUCUUGUUGCUGUUCACUUUUUUGAAGAAGUUCCAAACCAAGAAAAUUAUUGUAUUUCUAUCAUCCUGUAACUCAGUGAGAUAUUAUGCUGAGCUUUUGAACUACAUUGACCUGCCCGUUUUGGAACUACACGGUAAACAAAAACAACAAAAAAGAACUAAUACAUUCUUUGAAUUCUGUAAUGCUCAACGUGGAAUCCUGGUCUGUACGGAUGUUGCCGCAAGAGGAUUAGACAUCCCAGCGGUUGAUUGGAUCAUUCAAUUUGACCCCCCAGAUGACCCAAGGGAUUAUAUUCACAGGGUUGGUAGAACCGCAAGAGGCACGAAGGGUAAAGGGAAAUCUCUUAUGUUCUUGACACCCAAUGAACUCGGUUUCUUACGCUAUUUAAAAGCUGCAAAAGUUCCAUUAAAUGAAUACGAAUUUCCAGCUAACAAAAUUGCUAAUGUACAGUCCCAAUUGGAAAAGCUGUUAAAGACCAAUUAUGAAUUAAACAGGAUUGCGAAGGAUGGUUACAGAUCCUACCUACAAGCUUAUGCUUCCCAUUCUUUGAAAACUGUCUAUCAAAUAGAUAAGCUGGAUCUAGUGAAGGUUGCUAAAUCUUAUGGGUUCUCAGUUCCACCAAAGGUGAACAUUACAAUUGGCGCUAGCGGUAAAACACCUACUAACAAAAAGAGGAAGGUUUCCAACCAUUAA